GUUCCGUUUUGUGUUGAUUGACCGCCAAUAUUUUCAAAAUGAUGUUAAUAUAACAAUACGCCGAGAAAGAUAAGUAAUUGUGUGAAUUAAAGAUAAUUGUUAUGGUAUUCAAUUAGAAGUUUAUUGGUAUGAGUUUUUUACUUUCUUCAGAAUAAAUACUCAUUAUGACUGCCGUUAUAAGCAAUAAUUCUAAUAUUAGUUGUAGCUGUUCAAUUGAGUGGCUAUCUGCUGGUGGAACAAUUAAUAAAUCUGUUAAAGUGAAAACUUGUUCAUUACAAAUAGUUAGAAAUGAAUUUCGGGAUCUAUUCAUGUAUGUGCAAUCAAAGGAAGUAAAUCAGAAAUUGUUACUUAAAGAUGUAGUUAUUCACAAGAAAUUUGCUAAUGAAGGGAAAGCAACAAUAAUGUUUCCAUUAUCUAAAAUAAAUUUACUAAUUAACAAUGCCCCACCCGCUUUAUUAAUUUCAUUCCUAAAAAUACUUUUUAUUAAGUUGUGUAGUGCUAAAAGUUCACCGAAAGCUAGUGUUAGGGAAAAGCUUUUAUCUACUAAAGAUAGGUGUGUUCAAGAGAUUAGCCCCGUUAAUGCUAAAGAUGUCAAUCGUAUUAAGGCUGUGGACAGUAACUCUAACUUGAAGAGACCAAACCAAAGUGUUGAUGUGGAUCUUGAAGCGAAAAGGCAUUGUUCUGAAGCGAAUGCCCCCUCUAUUACUGAUGAGCAAAAACGAGUUUUGCAUGAAGUGCAAAAAGGCUGCAAUGUGUUUUUCACAGGUAGUGCUGGUACUGGUAAAUCAUAUUUACUUCAAUCAAUAAUAAACGUCCUUCCUCCAGAAAUGACAGUUGCUACUGCAAGUACCGGUUCAGCUGCUUGUCUUAUAGGGGGAGUAACUCUCCAUUCAUUUGCAGGUAUUGGAGAUGGUGAAGGCAGUUUAGCCAAGUGUUUACAGCUAGCGAAAAGGCCCAACGUGCAACAAAACUGGAGAAAUUGUAAACAUCUUAUAAUUGAUGAGAUUUCCAUGAUUGAUUCUGAAUUAUUUGAGAAAAUCGAGUGGGUCGCAAGACAGAUUAGAGGAAAUGACAAACCAUUUGGUGGUAUUCAAGUUAUUGUUUGCGGCGACUUUUUACAAUUACCUCCCGUUAAAAAUUCUAAAAAAAGGUUUUGCUUCAUGAGUGAAAGUUGGGACAAAUGCAAUUUCACUACAUUCGUUCUUAAGCAAGUUCAUCGACAGAAUGAUUCUCAGUUUAUUUCAAUUCUUAAUAAAAUGAGACUUGGAGAAGUCAAUCCUGAGCUCACUAAAAUUCUUCAAGAUACUGCAACUCAAAAUAUUGAAGGUGGAGGUAUUCUAGCAACUAGGCUAUGUUGUUAUACAAAAGAAGCUAAAGAAAUAAAUGAUUCAAAACUUAAAAGUCUUCCCGGUAAUGUAAAAGUCUUUGAAGCCACUGACAGUCCUGAAGGGGUGACAAAACUCCUAGACGAUUGUAUGGCAGUGGAGAAACAGAUUUUCUUGAAAGAAGGAGCGCAGGUUAUGCUAUUGAAAAAUAUAAAUGUAUCUAAUGGUCUUGUUAACGGAGCAAGAGGAGUUGUGCAGAAAUUCGUUAAUGGCACUCCAGUUGUUAAAUUUCUAUCUGGAAUUAGUUAUAAUGUAAAAGAGGAGAAAUGGGUCACGAAAACACCACAAGGAAUGUUAUUGACAAGAAAACAACUCCCAUUAAAGCUUGCGUGGGCAUUUUCUAUUCACAAAUCUCAGGGUCUAACAUUGGAUUGUGUAGAAAUAUGUUUAAAUAACACUUUUGAAGCUGGGCAGGCCUAUGUGGCAUUGUCUAGAGCUAAAAAUUUAAAACGUCUGCGUGUUAUCGGCUUUCAUCCUAAACAGGUUUGGGCCAAUCCCGAUGUAUUGAAGUUCUAUAAACGUAUUUCAUUGUAUCAAAAUGAGUUUAUACCAUUAGGGAAAAAAAAAUUGUCCCUACCAGUUCAAAGUAAACUGAAUCCAAGUAAAGGAUCAAUAAUACAGAGGAAUAUAUUAUUAAAAUCUAGGAAAUAAAUUUCUGUAUCUCUGCGAUAAAUUAUAUAGAAAAUUCUACAGUAUUACAUCUGACAUUGUUAUUUAUGUUAGAAUUAUUACUGUAACUAGACAUCAAUUCGCAUCAAUAAAAGACAUGCUGCAAAAAAUUGACUAUUUUCA
Messenger RNA from Nezara viridula (southern green stink bug), 2177 nucleotides. The record is from the annotation of a GenBank genome assembly. Lineage: Eukaryota; Metazoa; Arthropoda; Insecta; Hemiptera; Pentatomidae.